Molecule: messenger RNA, 1214 nt
Organism: Lycium ferocissimum
Lineage: Eukaryota; Viridiplantae; Streptophyta; Magnoliopsida; Solanales; Solanaceae
Exons: 8
Coding region: 51-932 (293 amino acids)
Source: RefSeq, a predicted model, not a curated record
AUAUCCACAAAACACCACAAAACUAACAAGAAUUUCUAUUUUUCUCCACCAUGAAUAUCCUCAAACUUCAUCAUCACCAACACAACCAUUAUUACCAUAACAAAUUCUCUUCAAUUACUGAAAAUUCAUCAUCUUUCUCACCACCCCACUUUCUCUUUUUUCAUACCAACAAACCAAAAAAAAAUUCUUUAUCUCUUCAUUAUUCUCUUGAAAAUUCUAAGCAAAAAAAUGUGAGAGACUCAACUGUAAAAACCCAAACUUGGAGUACCAAAGAGGAAGAUUCAGAAGAAUAUGAGUACUUAGCAGCAGAUGGGGUUGUUUAUAAGGAUACUUUGAGAUUAGUAGAGAGUGCUAUGUUUGCUGCUGUCUCAGGUUUAGCUUAUUUGUUAAGCAAUUCUCUUGCUAUUGAGAAUUACUUCGGAUGUUUCUUCGCAUUGCCAAUUGUUAUAUCCUCGAUGAGAUGGGGCGUUGCAGCUGGCAGAAAAACCAUGGUGGCAACUGUUGUGCUAUUGUUUGUCUUGUCUGGCCCAGUGAAAGCAUUAAAUUAUAUGUUAAUGCAUGGUUUACUUGGCUUCACGAUGGGUUCCUUGUGGAGGGUGAGAACAAGUUGGGGUGCCUCAAUCUUCUUGUGCGCUCUUGCUCGAGCUGUGGGUGCUCUCGGAUAUGUUGUAUUAACCUCAUUUUUAAUAGGAGAAAACAUCCUUGCUCUGAUCACCGUAAAUAUUCAUGCUACUCUCUCGUACAUCCUCACUUCGUUAGGCAGUCAGAUUGUUCCAUCUAUGAAUUUUAUAUAUACCUUAUUCGGGACUCUGCUUUUGAUAAAUUGUGCGUUCUUCGUGUCCUUGCUGCAUCUUCUCUACGCCAUUUUUCUAACCAAAUUCGGCAUGAAAGCUAAUUUGAGACUGCCAAGGUGGUUAGCCGUAGCAAUAUAAACCGGUAAAAAGAGCACUCUCAUUCUAGACAUGGUAGAAAUGGGACUUUGCUCAGAUACUACACCACCGCGAUGGUUAAUACAAAAUUACUUUGAUCAUCAUUGAUACAAGAUUGACAAUGUGGAUUACCAAUCAAGUUCAUUUAUAUUGUUUCAAGGAAUACAUGGUCAGCCACAAAAAUUUAAUUGUUCAGUUUACUUGUAAAUGUAUUUGUAAUACAUUUUGGACAGUAUCUACUGCAUUGAAAUUUCCAUCUGGUGGAAGAUAAUAUUCUUUUGUGUA